UAGCUUUAAUUUUUGACUUUGACCUCAGUUAUGGGAGCUCUCACUGCUUAUGAGACUCGACAACAAACAACACGACUCAAUUUGUUAACAUACACUCCUACCUCUUCACUCGAGACUGCUCUGUUUGGACCUGUCAUUGCUCCUGUUAUGAAUCAUACUUCUCAACUGGCUCCCUCUCUACAUGCUCGAUCUAAGCUCUCUUAUAAAUAUUACAAGGAAGGACACCGCAUUGAGACAUGGUUCAAGUUUCAUCCUGAGUUACGUUCCUCAUGUACUGGUCGUGGUCGGCGACCCCCUCAGUCUCAACCCUCUCGUACAUCAGGAUUGCUGGCCAAUACAAUACCUUCUACCACUUCAGACACUACUAUUCAAGCUAUUGAAGGAUCCACAGACGGACAAGACGGUUGGGGCGGGUCGUAGGAGGCACAAAUUGUAUUUUCUGAAAUAUCUUCACCUUUCAGAGUUCAUAUAAAAGGCUAGAGAGUCUUAUUCAGUCUGGAGUACUUGGUCCUGUAUCAUCUAGUUCUAGUAUUGAGUCAUGUACUGGUUGUAAAUUGGCUAGAUUCACUGUUUUACCAUUUAAAAUGAGUACAUAUGUAUCAACUUUCUUAUUUGAUUUAGUACAUUUUGAUAUUUG
This is a messenger RNA of Asparagus officinalis (garden asparagus), 637 nucleotides long. RefSeq lists its product as uncharacterized. NCBI's taxonomy places the organism in Eukaryota, Viridiplantae, Streptophyta, Magnoliopsida, Asparagales, Asparagaceae. The record is from RefSeq and is a predicted model, not a curated record. The transcript is spliced from 2 exons. The coding region runs from base 31 to 420 and encodes 129 amino acids.